AUGGAAGAAAAAGAGGUGGUGCGGCGAUUUCUGAGGGCGACGCCUUCAAAAUUCGAUGCUCCCACCUUGUCUUUGGAACAAUAUGGCGAUUUGGAUAAAAUCAGCCUUGACGAGACCAUUGUUCACUGA
This is a messenger RNA of Spirodela intermedia, 129 nucleotides long. The record is from the annotation of a GenBank genome assembly. Lineage: Eukaryota; Viridiplantae; Streptophyta; Magnoliopsida; Alismatales; Araceae.